AAGGGGUCUAAGAGAGUUGCUGGGGCCUGGCAGGCCCCUCCCCUGGGCUGCAAGGAUCCGCCUCUAUUCCCCAGAUAAAUUCCUAGUGUCCACCAAAUUCCUCAGCGCUCUCUCACACUCCUCUACGGCCACGACUCCGGGGGUGGGGAAACAGAGCGUCGGCUUCCUGCCCGCAGAAGCCCUCGCGGCUCCUUCUCAAGACUCUGCGAAGGGGAAAGGGGUGUGAGACCCAACCAGACCCGCAACUCCCGGCUCCCAAGCCGAGGUGGCUGUCCGACACUCCACGUUCGGGGGGUCCAUUGGUCUCGGGGUCUCUCUCCUCUCUUCCCUUUCUCCUCUCUCCCUUCCCUGUCUCUCUCAUCCUCUCCCCCAAACAUGUCCACCGGCUCCCUCAGCGAUGUGGAGGACCUUCAAGAGGUGGAGAUGCUGGACUGCGACGGGCUGAAAAUGGACUCGAACAAGGAGUUUGUGACUUCCAACGAGAGCACCGAGGAGAGCUCCAACUGCGAGACCGGCUCUCCCCAGAAGGGCCGCGGCGGCCUGGGCAAGAGGAGGAAGGCUCCCACCAAGAAGAGCCCCUUGAGCGGGGUCAGCCAGGAAGGGAAGCAGGUCCAGCGCAAUGCGGCCAACGCGCGCGAGCGGGCCCGGAUGCGGGUGCUGAGCAAGGCCUUCUCCAGGCUCAAGACCACGCUGCCCUGGGUGCCCCCGGACACCAAGCUCUCCAAGCUGGACACGCUUAGGCUGGCGUCCAGCUACAUCGCCCACUUGAGGCAGAUCCUGGCCAACGACAAGUACGAGAACGGUUAUAUUCACCCGGUCAACCUGACGUGGCCCUUUAUGGUGGCCGGGAAACCCGAGAGUGACCUGAAAGAAGUGGUGACCGCAAGCCGCUUAUGUGGAACCACGGCGUCCUGACCUUGGAGGUGCGAGUCUGGGAAAGGCGCGCUCCCGGGGUGGGGGAGCGGGCCCCGGGAAGGCGACCCUUGCCCUCCCUGCUCUCUGUCUCUUCUUCACCCUUGCAACUCUCCUCUCCCUUUCCCACCCCUCGAGAACACUUUACAGCGACGAGGAGAUUCGUUUCCAAACCAGAGGACAUCAAUUGUACUUACAACGAUUCCCAUCUAUUUAACUUUAUUAACUUCUACCGUGAAUGACUCUGCGAGCCUUGCUGGUCCAAGUGCAAUAUGUAAUUAUAAAUAUAUAAAUAGAUAAUAAGAGCCUAUCAAUGUGUAUCUUUUGUACAAUAUGUUGUAAAAUGUAGAUCAUAGAAUAGCUGACUUUGACAGUCACAUUUAUAAAGUAAUUCACUUAAAGAUAUAUAUUUUUUUCAAACAAGUUUUGCUACUUUCAAAAAUAAAUCUUUCUUUAUAUUGCUAAAA
Balaenoptera ricei (Rice's whale) is the source of this 1379-nucleotide messenger RNA. It is a transcript of the gene TCF21, whose product is annotated as transcription factor 21. NCBI's taxonomy places the organism in Eukaryota, Metazoa, Chordata, Mammalia, Artiodactyla, Balaenopteridae. The coding region runs from base 376 to 915 and encodes 179 amino acids. Gene Ontology annotation, biological process: regulation of transcription by RNA polymerase II; developmental process. The transcript has 2 exons. The record is from RefSeq and is a predicted model, not a curated record. Gene Ontology annotation, molecular function: DNA-binding transcription factor activity, RNA polymerase II-specific; RNA polymerase II transcription regulatory region sequence-specific DNA binding; protein dimerization activity.